AUGGAUAUCCUGAAGGAGCUCCAUGUCUCCAUCACAGAGGCAUGUGAGUCCUCUUUUGAUCAGGCUUUCCAGAACCUACAGUCUAAACUUGCCAUCCAUCAAACCAGUCUGACGGAGGCUAAGAAUGAAGCUGCUAUUGCCAACGAGGCCCGCCAAACAGCAGAACGCAGAAUACAAGAGCUCCAAUGCGAAGUCACGGCACUGCGGGCAGAAUUAAGCCAUUAUGAUUCUAGCCCAGUCGAUCUAGAAUCCCCCGUCAAGCGGGAUGACUUCGAAAUUGAAUUUGCCCCGGAGCACCUCUGGGGGAUAGAUCUGGAGGAUGUGUCUCAUUUACGAAAGAUCCUGGAAACUAAGUACACGUCCCUGUAUAAUGAUCUGCAGACAUAUUCUCAGAGCUGGGGCAGCUUGAAAGCCAAGGUUUUGCAACAUAAGAAGAAAUUGCGCUAUGUGGACAAACAACUACAGCGGGAUGAGUUUACACUCAUACACAAUGGUGCGGCAGUUACAUUUAAGAGGGUUCAAAACUCAGAUGCUAGCCAUAUCGAUAAGGCUACAGUAUCGUCCAGCUCAGUUACUGCGCAAAACAUACAGAACCCGAGGGUUCCCCGCUCUGAACAGCCUAAUAGCUCUGCUCAGAACCGGACUAGUUCAGCAGACACAACAAAUACAAUGAAAGCAGAGGAGCACAGCCAGCAAUUCCCUGUUUCUGACCAGGCAGAACCGUAUCCUACACAGUCUUCACCCGCGUGCGAACCGGGAGCCUCAGAGUCACCUUCGGAUGUGCUCCAUACGCUGCCAAAUUUACAAAAUCGAAAGAGGAAGCGUGUGGUGGCGCCUUCUCAGUCCCACGAAGGUGACUAUACCGGCCGACCAAUGCUGGUUAAAAAUGAGACAUUCUCUUCGAGCCCUUUGCAGCAUUCAAAUCAUGUACUGGGAUCGUUUUUCCCCAGCACCCAGGACUUGGAUGACAUCGGCGACACUGUGCUGACACCCACUAAACGACAGGCGCGCCGAGCAGUGCAUUGGGCUGAUACCUCGAGAGACCUGGAUCAUGUGCCAGGCCGGUCCUCUGUUUUACAACCCGUUGAUGGCAAUACGCGAACAGGAGGAGUUUCCAACUUGAGAUUUGGCGACAAAAGGAAUAAAUCCACAGACCCGCGUGCGAUCUUAUCAGUGUCCGAAGAUGGUGACGCUGGUGAUCGUGGUGCCCAUUUGCACUCUAGCAGCACUUCAAGGCUCCCUGCCGCAUCAGCGAAGAUCAAACCUCAUUUUAAUAUCACUCAAGGCCGCCUAGAAAGUCUUCUUGAGAAGCCACUGCCGUCUAAAUCACCUCUACCAUCCUUAAAGGGCACGCCUGGGCGAAGUAUUACGCAAGAUUCUGGCCGAAACGGUCCCUCAAGAAGGAGCGGUGGACCCGUCGAAUCUACAAGGACCCAAUCAUAUUCACAGCAAAACGAGGAGUCUGCAAGCCAAUCUACUCUGAAUGUGCAUCCCGAAGAUGAACCAUACAGAUCACGCCCUCUCCAUAGGCUGACUCUGGGUCAUUUCAAACUCAAUCCCAAAAGAAAUGAUGGGCUUGACUACGCAUAUAGCGAGGUUGUUCGCAAGAAAGAUGAUCGCAAAUGCCUUGCCGGUUGUACGCAAUCUGAAUGCUGUGGAGGCCGAUUUCGUGCAAUGGCUCGUCUCGGUGGAUUACCUGCCAAAUCAUCUUCAGAACAGGAGGAGGAAGACCAACGAGCCUUGGAAGAGUAUAUGGGGGAAGACUACCAUCUGUUGGAAGGGCUAAGUGCACAAGAUCGUGACCAUCUUGUCGUCGAAGCCCGAGCCCGAGCCAUAGCCAACCAAUAUGGCAAACACCGACAUAAUCACCAGCGUGCUCGGUCGCCCCCGGGAUUUUGGCGAACUGAUAUGCCAUCCACACAGGAACUCGAGUUUGACCGAGAAGCUGCACAGAGACAAGACCGAGAGAAGGUGGAGGAGCGAUACCGCGAGGCCAUGCGGCCCGGAGGGUUGUGGACCUGGGCAGAUGAGUAG
Penicillium longicatenatum is the source of this 2034-nucleotide messenger RNA. Its product is annotated as SAE2 C-terminal domain-containing protein. The record is from RefSeq and is a predicted model, not a curated record. Gene Ontology annotation, biological process: double-strand break repair via homologous recombination; DNA double-strand break processing involved in repair via single-strand annealing. NCBI's taxonomy places the organism in Eukaryota, Fungi, Ascomycota, Eurotiomycetes, Eurotiales, Aspergillaceae. Gene Ontology annotation, molecular function: damaged DNA binding; double-stranded DNA binding; single-stranded DNA binding. Bases 1 to 2034 code for a protein of 677 amino acids. The transcript has a single exon. Gene Ontology annotation, cellular component: site of double-strand break.